AAUGAAGGUCUCUGGUACAUUUUUAAAAGCGAAUUUGCUUAGACCUACAGUAUACAUUGAUAGAUCACCCUCACACUGGGUGUUGCUCAUGGGGGGGCAUUUUCUCCAGUUGUGUCCCCAACCUGGUAGCAAUGCCUUCACCUCACACACUCACCUAAUCUUGGAACCAUUUCAACGAAGAAAUCGUUCGCAACCUUUAAUUGUUAAUCACACUAAAAGGACGUGAAAGGGGCGGUUGUUAGAUUGAGAUGAUUAUUAUUAUUUUUUUUACAAAUCCCGGCACAGCAACACACGUUGUUGUUUUUUUUCUUUUUGCCUUUCCGUUUUAUUUUUGUCGAUCACAGUUCGAAAUUCGAAAGAAAUAGGCUAUUUUGUCAAAAGCAACAGGCCGCUAGUCUGUUUUAUUCUGAAUUGGCGGUGCGCGUCCUGCGCUCAGAUUACGGGCAUCAUUCGCUCAAUCGCCGUGUAUCGGAUGGGGCUGUGGCAGCAACCGGUUCCCCAUUAAAGCAGCGCCUACAAAGCAGAACCGAGAGGGUUAAAGCCCUGGGCUGUUGUGAUUGGAUUAGGUGACGGGCUUAGAGAGUGAGCGCAGGAGAGCCACACCGACCGACCAGAUGGGAGCAGCGCUCGGAUCGAUCUGGUGUCUGCCCGGAAGAGAAAGCAGGAACCAGGUCAAAUCGAUUGAACGUGAGAAUUCGUGCUCAGAUCUGAAGAGGUGACGUUUGCAUGCGUGGAGAAAAUAAGAUGACUACAUGGACAUCCAGAGGAUUCCCGACGCCUGAGCCCGACUGGGAGCCUGUGGAGCAGUUCAGCUCUUUCCGCUUGCGGUGAGUAAGGGUGCUGUCACUGACAAGCUGGGCAGACGCCUGUCUUCUACGGCGUUAUCAGCCUCAGCCCUCCCUGAAAACAAAGCGAUGAGGACGCUACUAGCCGUCUGUUGUUUGUUCUCGGUAACCGGAGGCACGGACCUGGCCGACGAGGGCUACGGCAACUGGACAGCGCAGGUGGACGACGGCCAACGGAGGUACAUCAACAUCGGGGAUGGGGCUUCCCGUGAAUUCGACUUCCCCGAGAACACCAAGGGGGUGAUCGUGAUAUCCAGCCGGUACAGGAGCGCUCCCAGGAAGGGCGGCGAGAGCUGGAGGCAGACGGUGAAUGUGAAGUCCCUGGACACCGAUGUUUUAACCAUUUUAAACGUGAGCGACAGCGGGAGUGUUGGGCCGGUGAAAAGUUACGUGAUCAGUAUUAGAUCCGGUCUCGCCGGGACGGCCCCGUUACUAAUCCAGCUGGUGGGGCUGGACAAGGACUCCAAUCGGGAGAUUAUAGAAGAGAGAAAGGAUUAUAUUAUCAGGGUGGCUCCCAGCGAUGACGCGGUGCUGAUGAACCCCGGCGGGCUGUCUCACUUUUCCGAAAACCCCGUGCUCUUCGCCCUCCUGCCUCUGAUUUUCAUCAACAAAUGCGCCUUCGGCUGCAAGGUUGAGAUCGACGUGCUCCGAGGGCUGCUCCGGCAGCCCCACGCGGUCCUGCUGGGGAUAGCCGGGCAGUUUGUGGUGAUGCCCCUGUACGCCUACGCCCUGUCCCGGCUGGCGGCUCUACCUAAGGCCCUGUCCCUGGGGCUGGUGAUCACUUGUUCUGCGCCCGGGGGAGGAGGGGGCUACCUCUACAGCCUGCUGCUGGGCGGGGACGUGACCCUCGCCAUCUCCAUGACGCUGAUCUCCACCGUGGUGGCCACCGGCAUGAUGCCCCUCUCCUCCACCAUCUACGGGCGCCUGCUGAACGUGCACGAAACGCUGCAUGUGCCCUUCGUCAAAAUCCUCAUCACUCUGCUCUUCAUCGCCAUCCCCAUCUCCACGGGCAUGGCCAUCAAGUGCAAACUCCCCAGCGUCUCCCGGGUCCUGCUCGGGUUCAUCCGCCCCUUCAGCUUCAUCCUGAUCGUCGGGGGCAUUUUCAUGGCGUACCAGAUGGGCUCCUCCAUACUCGCCAACGUCCGGCCGCAGAUCAUCGCGGUCGGGGUGACAGUGCCACUUUUCGGGCUGGUCUUGGGUUACCUGCUGGCGUCCGUUUGCAGGCUGUCGCUGCCCCACCGGAAGACGGUCAGCAUCGAGAUUGGCGUGCAGAACAGCCUCCUGGCGCUGGCCGUCAUGCAGCUGUCCUUCCGCCGCACGGAAGCGGAUUUCGCCUCCCAAGCGCCCUUCAUCGUGGCUCUGAGCAGCACCUCGGAAAUGCUGCUCGUUGUGGUCGUUCACUGCGUCUACAGGAAACUCGGCCCCAGCUCCCAGACGGACGUGUGAUUGUACGGACGUUUUGUAUACGCUCGACUAAGAAAACCGAUUGUCUUGAAACCAAAGGCCUUUUGUUUUUUUACUGUAGCCUACGCGAUCAUAUGCACUAUGAGAGAGAAACUUCUAACAUAUUUUUCUACCUGACGAUUUAUUCUGUUUCUUUUGUAAUUGAAAAUGUUGUGCUGUGAUUUAUAUAAUGUUUACAACCCACGGGAGGUGCAGGAAAGCGAACACUGGUUUCGGCGCAGAGAGUAUUUUAAAUAUACUUCAAUGUACUUGAAUCCAAGAGGAGAGAUGAAUAAAUGCGUUCGUUAGUCAAUGAGUCAACGGGGUGAUUUUUCGCUGGGGUCGUGAAAAUGCAGAGUUCAAAUGGGGGGGAACAAGAUUAAGAAGGUAAUUCAAUCCGAGUUGGCUUGUUAUUCACCACCAUCAGGUAAUGAGAAAUAUAUUUUUGCGUUGUUUUCUCUGUGUUUACGGAGGUCUGGGUGUUGGUUUGUACAGGCAUUACAACAGUUAGAAAAGUACAAAGGUCUUGUGACCUUAAGAGCAGGUUUUGGAUUAACACUUUAGCGCCUAGUUUUGCUGUUCAGGUUAGAAUAGCUAAGAGGAGGGUAGGUUUGAGAUAUGUGGAGCCUGUUGACUGUUUCUUCAGUAGUGCUAAGAGACAAUGUGCUGUUUUGAAAAGGUUCCCCCCAUGCACAGUAUAAAAAAUGGCCUUAAACAGUCACUGGGAACUGAAUUCCCCCUGCCUCUCCACAGUCCUGCUCUCACAAUGGUGAGCUCGUUUGCUGGCUAGAAUGCUCAGUUUUGAGGUCCCAAUGUGACAGACGAACAGUACCACCGAGAGGUUUGGAAAUGCCAUAUACAACGAGAGUGGAAGACGGAACAAUAAGGUCAAUUCUAGUUUAUUGUCUAGAACUGUCUAGUAUCUAUUGUCUGUUGUCUAAUAUCUUGGCAUCCUGUAACUGAUACCACCUAUUUCCAACAGUAACUGACAUUCAAGAGGUAGCUAUGUACUGUAAUUGGUGUCUGCCAUUUUACACGUGUACAAGGUACCAGGUCAUAUCAAUUGGCCUUUUACAUUUUCUGGUUACUGUGAAACUUCCAGGUAUACACGUAUCUUCUCUUGCAGAGAGACUAGAGCCAAUAUUGUUGUUUUCGUCCUCCUGCAAGAUCCCAGGAAUACUGAUUAUCGUCAGACACCUGAAUUGUUUAUUGACUCCUCUUUAAAACUAUUACAGGUGUUGAUGAGCUGAAUCUGUCCUCCUGCGUAGCUGGGGAGAGUCCAAUCAAGUGCAUUUGGUUUGCUGUUUACAUUGUGGGAAAGACUGCCCUUUAAAACCUUUACAGUGAUUAAAAUAAGGUGUUCAAAGAGAACCCCACAUAUUUCAAUUUAUAAUUACCUCAUGCUGGUUUAUCAAACAACAAGUACAUUCUCUUCAGUUGCACUACUGACCUCGUUAAAGGAAGAAGUAUUGACCUGCUACCACAUUUUUAGGAUAUCCUCGUCUAGUGUACAGAAGAGUAAUUAUUCAGGGAUGCAAGAAUGUAGUGACUUACAGUGAAGAGCUUUACGGUUUCCCCAUGUCUCUUAGUAAAUGGUGUUUCCAAUCUUCCAGACAGUACUACAGUUCUGCCUGUUUGCUCUGGAUAUUCUCAUUUUUCGAGCAACCAAAGCCUCUGCUCUGUCUCCAUGUACUGAUAUCCCAGUGCCAGAGACCGCAAGUCUGUAUCUGCUCAUUUGCAGGAACAGAUCACACAGAGGCCACACCUAGGAGGGCAAAGUCCAGCUCGCUCCCUCUGUGCUGAAGGAAGGGAAUGCAAGGUUUUAUGUUCGGCAGUUGUUGUCAGCCAGGUGUGUCUGAAAAAGCUCUCAUUUAGAUGGUCCCCGCGUGCUUCAUUUCUGAGGGAACUCGGGUUCACGCACUGUUAGAUGCAUUCCUGGGGGUGAAUCAAGAACAGUGUUGCGUAGAAGUCGGAUCCAUUUUGGGUUAUGCAAAUUCUGAUUAAUAAGAAAAGCGAUGCAUUUCAGAAGGUCAGGUGUCCGGUCAGAUUUCCACUGCUUAGGCUAUAAAGCAUGAUGUAGUCCAGGAACUGGUGUUGGUUAAUAUAAUCUCAAAAGCAGUAGAUUGCAGAACAGGAAGUGAAUCAAACAUGAAAUGAAGCAGUGUACUGUAGGUCACCUGAAUCCAACCAAUUUCUAUUACAAAGCCAUGAAAAGAAGUUCAGUUCUGGGAUGAGUGCUCUUAAGCCAAUGAUGGCCAUGUUCAGUUAUUUAGGUCUGCAUGUAUUCUGGGAGCCUGGAGCUUCUUAGCAGAUGCUUUUUGUAAUUAUGUGAACUGCUGCCAAACUAACCUGCUGCAAUGAGAAUGUUAAAACACUGGCCUUGUUUGCAAGUACUUUUUUAAAAAAAAUAGGCGAUCAACCUGUGUUAAGACAUAUUUAGCCCUAGAGCAUCUGUAGGAGUUUUUUGGUUCCAUGCCACAAUAAAACAGAUUCUUAGUAGUUGCAAAACUACUAAUGUUUUUAGUUUCAUAUCUGG
Molecule: messenger RNA, 4824 nt
Organism: Lepisosteus oculatus (spotted gar)
Lineage: Eukaryota; Metazoa; Chordata; Actinopteri; Semionotiformes; Lepisosteidae
Gene: slc10a3
Product: solute carrier family 10 member 3
Biological process (GO): bile acid and bile salt transport
Cellular component (GO): membrane
Molecular function (GO): bile acid:sodium symporter activity
Source: RefSeq, a predicted model, not a curated record